AUGGGCGCUGGCGGGCGGCGGGCGACGGCGUUAGCCAUCGGGGCGUUAUAUCCGUCGGUGGCACUCUUGCCCCGAGCCUAUAAAGCCCCAGUUUUUACCUCCGCUAUCAGAUUCUACUCCACCGACAACCUUCCCCCGACUCCCUCGUCAGCGCUGACAAAGCUGGUGGUGGCUAAGCUCCGCGAGCUCUUGGUGCGAGACACCCGCAAAGUGUCUACCGGCGAGACCAUAUCUGCCGUGCUUUCCGGGUUAGUGAUGGGCAAUUUACUUUGGAUUAUCUUGGGGACAACCACUUUCGGCCUCGCAUUGAUGUCUGGUCUUUACUACUUUGACGGACUCAUCAGUGAUGAAGAUGACCCUAAACCGCUGAUGCUCCGGCAAAUGGCGAGUCAGGUGAUGUCUGUGGGGCUUGGGGUUAAUGUUCAGCUUGGCAAAAGUCUUCCUCUGUAUAAAGACGGCAAGUUGCGUCUUCUGGACUUCAAAUUAGUCAGCGACGCCACUGUCGACGGCCAACCAGCUCUUUCCGGAAGAGUGGAACACAUGGACAUCACGUUACUGUUUGGUAAAUGGUCCGAAGGCCGCGGACUUAUCCAAGCAAUGGAAAUCUUUGGGCUCAACGGCAAAUUGUAUCGUAACUACGACCAAUCGCUUGUCGAUGCCAGUUACGUAUUUGACCUGGUUAAGGUCCACGACCUGGUAUGUCGUGUAUACUCGUCCAUUGACGACCCCACUCCCCUUAAGAUCUCGGUAUUCUCUGCCGAUAUGGUCAACGUCCACGGCGACCGCCUUCUUAUGGACUUCUUUGGCGCCAAUAACGUCCUGGGCGCCAUUAACAACUCGAUGUUCACCAUCCACAAGCGCCAGACUCCCGACGGCGCUGCUGACAGCAAGCUCAUUCGGUUUAAGCUUGACGGCAUUAAUUUGGGACUGUUGGCUCGCGCCGACCCUCAAUCCAAAUUCAACUGGAUGGUGAACGGACGCGCGGAAAUCUCCGCCGAUAUCACCUUCCCGCCACUUGACGACGCUGCCACGGCGUCGCUUCCCCUGGUGUUUGAUCUGAUGAUCAACCACAUUGGCGGCCACACCUCUGACGACGACACGACGACCACCACCGAUACCCAACACCCGCUGACGCUCUUAAAGGGAGCGUUGACGGCGUUAUACCACACUUUCUCCAAGCCGGUGCCGGAAACGCUGGCAAUGGUGCCGUACGUCGUCGUCAACGUCACGGUGAAGUUCCACGAUAUCAAGGCCAGUGUCCCCAAAUACUUGCCGCUGGCAGCUCUGGGAGCCCCGUUUGUGCUGCUUCAGAACCUCCGGGCGCUUAUUCUGUGUGUCAACGGCGAAGGUGGCACGCCGCCCAACCCGAUCGUCGUCAAGACCACCGCCAUCCUGAAGGUGGACGACUUGUAUAACGUGCUGGACCUCACCCACACCCCGAUGUGGGACGCCAUCGUCGGUGACGUGUAUGACGAGCUUCUCAAGUUGGUGAAGGUAAAGGAACAACGCAUUUUGUCGCAACGGAGCCUGAUGUGGUCGCACUCGUUGGCACUGCAGCUUGUAUUGUUGGGACUUGGGGUGAUGGUGUAA
Molecule: messenger RNA, 1590 nt
Organism: Diutina rugosa
Lineage: Eukaryota; Fungi; Ascomycota; Pichiomycetes; Serinales; Debaryomycetaceae
Exons: 1
Coding region: 1-1590 (529 amino acids)
Biological process (GO): mitochondrion inheritance
Cellular component (GO): mitochondrial inner membrane
Source: RefSeq, a predicted model, not a curated record